Molecule: messenger RNA, 815 nt
Organism: Drosophila busckii
Lineage: Eukaryota; Metazoa; Arthropoda; Insecta; Diptera; Drosophilidae
Gene: Jupiter
Product: microtubule-associated protein Jupiter
Exons: 3
Coding region: 115-690 (191 amino acids)
Cellular component (GO): nucleus
Source: RefSeq, a predicted model, not a curated record
UGAAUACAGCUACAACUAGAACAGUAAAAAAUUAACUUAAACCUCCAACUUUACAUGUAUAUUUUAUAGAAUAAUUAAAUAUUCUUCAAAUAUUGACCGUCAUAUAGCACAAAUAUGAGCACAGCAAUAGCUCAAAAUAUACAAAAGCCUUCAACAUACGCACGAGAUCCAGAUUGCCCAUUGACACCAAUACCAAGCGUUGUGCCAGAGCCACCAGUGGAUAUAUUGGAUGUUGACUUGCCGUGCGUAGACGCCGACAUUGGGCCCGUACCUGAAGAUAAUAAAUCAUAUACAGAGUCUGAUAAGCACGACGUGCAUCUGCAAACUCGUCGCGACUCUAGCACUAAUUCAGAGCAGGCAUACUCGUUUGAUAAAAUGGCAGCAGAGCCCGAUUUUAAGGAGCCCAUAGGCGUAUGCCUUGAUUGUCCAGAGAUGCAGCAUAUACCGUGCAUCAAGAUUGAGAGCAGAGACGAUGCCUCUAGAAAUCCCAUAACGGGCUUGGGCUUGAAUGGAGAUGGUGUGGGGGGUCUCAAGCCGAAGAAACUAAAGCUACGAGAGGGCAAUCCCGUCACUGGUGAGGGUUACAAGCCUGGUGCAACGGAUUAUAUCCAGCAUACACCUGUCGGUGGAACUCCGGUGAUCAACAAGAAUCGCGUACCACCUGGUGGUUACUCUUCGGGUCUUUGGUAAUGCUUUGACACUGGAAACAAUUGGGGAAUUAGGAUUGAUGUGCCCAGGAAAUGAACAGACAACCGACAACCCAGCAAAAAUAAAAACCAAAUUAAACAAAAAAAAUUAUCUCUAUCCUAUAUAAA